UUAAAGCGACGAAGAGUGUUGUUUACGCCUACACUCGGUUCAAGAUGGCUGCUGGAGACAACAGCGGUAGGCCUCCUUGCCUUAAUUUCUCCGGUCCGGGUCCUUUGGGAAACAGCCAGCCCAGCAACAGCGUUUUCUCCAUGCCAGCGUCCAACGGCGGAGCGGCCGGUGCGGGAGGCGGAGCACAGGGAGCGGGGAGGCGACCCAACCCGCAGCUGGGGCCUGGUGGCGGAGACAGCAACGGUGUUUCGAGCGGAGCUCAGCCGACUGCGCAGAACUCCCUGCAGCAGUCCGCUGCGGCAGGUGCUGCGGCAGCCGGAGUAAUGGCCACCCCGGCGUCCAACAUGGCAGCCACCGCAGCGUCAAACGCGUCGGCGUCGGGAGCACCGAGCGCCACUCCGGCAGCUGCCUCUGUGCUGGUGUACCGAGAGCCGGUGUACAACUGGCAGGCGACGAAGAGCACCGUCAAGGAGAGGUUUGCGUUCCUCUUCAACAACGAAGUGCUCAGUGACGUUCAUUUUCUAGUGGGCAAAGGAAUGGGGGUUCAGAGGAUACCUGCGCACAGGUUUGUUCUGGCCGUGGGGAGCGCAGUGUUUGAUGCCAUGUUCAACGGUGGGAUGGCGACGACCUCAACGGAGAUAGAGCUUCCUGAUGUGGAGCCAGCUGCCUUUCUGGCCCUGCUAAAGUUUCUCUACUCUGAUGAAGUCCAGAUCGGGCCUGAGACGGUGAUGACCACGCUAUAUACAGCUAAAAAGUACGCAGUGCCGGCACUGGAGGCUCACUGUGUGGAGUUCCUCAAGAAGAACCUGAGAGCAGACAAUGCUUUCAUGCUGCUCACACAGGCACGGUUGUUUGACGAGCCUCAGCUUGCCAGCCUUUGUCUAGAGAACAUUGAUAAGAACACUGGGGAUGCUCUCGCCGCUGAAGGCUUUACGGACAUAGAUUUGGAUACAUUGGUGGCGGUGUUGGAGCGGGACACUCUCGGGGUGAGGGAGGUGCGUUUGUUCGCUGCGUCGGUGCGCUGGGCAGAUGCGGAGACUCACAGACAGCAGCUGCAGCCAACGCCCGAGAACAAACGCAAAGUGCUGGGCAAAGCUCUCACGCUCAUCCGCUUCCCUCUCAUGACCAUUGAGGAGUUCGCUGCAGGUCCAGCCCAGUCGAAUAUUCUGACUGACAGAGAGGUGGUGAGCCUCUUCCUUCACUUCACUGUGAACCCGAAGCCUCGCGUUGAAUUCAUUGAUCGGCCUCGCUGCUGCCUCCGCGGGAAGGAGUGCAGCAUCACGCGCUUUGGGCAGGUGGAGAGCCGCUGGGGUUACAGCGGGACGAGCGACCGCAUACGGUUCUCAGUAAACAGAAGGAUAUUUGUGGUUGGGUUCGGUCUCUACGGCUCAAUACACGGACCCACAGACUACCAAGUUAACAUACAGAUCAUUCACACAGACAGCAACACGGUGCUGGGCCAGAAUGAUACAGGCUUCAGCUGUGACGGGUCAGCCAACACCUUCAGAGUCAUGUUCAAAGAACCGGUGGAGAUAUUACCCAACGUCAACUACACUGCCUGUUCUACACUGAAGGGCCCAGACUCUCAUUAUGGGACUAAGGGAAUGCGAAAGGUAACGCACGAGUCAUCGUCCACUGGCACAAAGACGUGUUUCACUUUCUGCUACGCGGCGGGCAACAACAACGGCACGUCUGUAGAGGACGGACAGAUUCCUGAGGUCAUCUUCUACACAUAGUCACCUCCUGACAUUGCAACGAUCUUCCAUCAAAUGUGACAACCUGACACCAGCGCGGGGCCGCACCUCAGCAGCCGUCUCUCAGACAUCAUACUGUUCUC
Anarrhichthys ocellatus (wolf-eel) is the source of this 1837-nucleotide messenger RNA. RefSeq names its product BTB/POZ domain-containing protein 2. Gene Ontology annotation, cellular component: P-body; cytosol. Gene Ontology annotation, biological process: neurogenesis. The coding region runs from base 45 to 1736 and encodes 563 amino acids. Gene Ontology annotation, molecular function: protein binding. The record is from RefSeq and is a predicted model, not a curated record. Lineage: Eukaryota; Metazoa; Chordata; Actinopteri; Perciformes; Anarhichadidae. The transcript has 9 exons.